Messenger RNA from Dicentrarchus labrax (European seabass), 5427 nucleotides. Its product is annotated as bromodomain-containing protein 1. Gene Ontology annotation, cellular component: MOZ/MORF histone acetyltransferase complex. Gene Ontology annotation, molecular function: protein binding. Gene Ontology annotation, biological process: regulation of transcription by RNA polymerase II. The coding region runs from base 328 to 3891 and encodes 1187 amino acids. NCBI's taxonomy places the organism in Eukaryota, Metazoa, Chordata, Actinopteri, Moronidae. The record is from RefSeq and is a predicted model, not a curated record. The transcript has 12 exons.
GCGUAAAGGCUCACACAACCGCAUUGUUGUUGGGGGAAGAGAAGCUCGGGCAGUUGCUGAGCUCUGCCACUUCCAACUGCCUAUAAACAGUCCUAUCGAUCAGUAUUUAUCCUGAUCAAAGUAUAAAACCAGCAACGGACUCCGUCGCCCUGGAUACCUGUCGGUUACUUUCAAGUUUAACUCGGUUAAGCGCGAGCCGCGGCCGCCGUUGGGUGAACGGACUGAAUGUGGAUUUAACUGUCGCUUCGCUCCACGGGCCGCGCCGCCAUUGCUGCUGUUUUUAUAAGCUGAAUUCGUGAAAAUACCAAGGGUCUUUACGGCUUCAUAAUGAAGAAAAAGGGUCGACAACACCGUCCGGCGGUUCUGAAGCGGGACUCUUCACCCAUCAAGCCGUCACCCAACAGGGAGACACUGACGUAUGCACAGGCUCAACGAAUAGUGGAGCUGGAGGUGGACGGCCGUGUGCACCGGCUCAGCAUCUAUGACAAGCUGGACGUCAUCACAGACGACGACCCCACAGCUCAGGAGAUCAUGGAGUGCAACAGCAACAAGGAGAAUAACGAGAAGCCCCAGCAGGUCCUGGUGCGCUCUGUGCGCCUCAAAAACAACCAGCAGAAGAAGAAUGCAGCGCGCACUGCUUCCAAUGGCGGCACUGGCACGCAGGGCAGUACUGGUGGUCUGUUGGAGCCAAAGGUUAGAACGGUUGAAUACAAUCUGCCGGUGGUCCCAAAGAGGCCGGUGGCAUAUUACAAAUACACAGAGAGGACAGAGGAGGAACUGGACGAGGAGGUGGAGUAUGAUAUGGACGAGGAGGACUACGCCUGGCUAGAGCUAAUCAACGAGAAGAGGAAGAGCGAGGGCAUCAGCCAGGUGUCGCACAAUCUGUUUGAGUUCCUCAUGGACCGCUUCGAAAAGGAGUCGUACUCUGCCACGCAGGGUCAGAGCGACCUGCAGUCGCUGGUGGAUGAGGACGCUGUCUGCUGCAUCUGCAUGGAUGGAGAUGGAGCAGACAGUAACGUUAUCCUCUUCUGUGACUCUUGCAACAUUGCAGUGCACCAGGAGUGCUACGGGGUGCCGUACAUCCCAGAGGGCCAGUGGCUGUGCAGACACUGUCUGCAGAGCCCGUCACGGCCCGCUGAGUGUGUCUUCUGUCCCAACCGAGGCGGUGCCCUGAAGAAGACUGACGACGAUCGCUGGGGUCACGUAGCGUGUGCUCUGUGGGUGCCUGAGGUCGGCUUCUCUGACACUGUUUUCAUUGAGCCAAUCGAUGGCGUUCGCAAUAUCCCACCAGCUCGCUGGAAGCUCACAUGUUACCUGUGUAAAGAGAAGGGUGCGGGAGCGUGCAUCCAGUGUGAUAAGAUGUACUGUUACACCGCCUUUCAUGUCAGCUGUGCCCAAAAGGCCGGCCUCUACAUGAAGAUGGAACCUGUGAAAGAGGUGACAGCAUCUGGCGCCACCACCUUCUCUGUGAAAAAGACCGCCUUCUGCUGCAGCCACACACCCGAAGGCUGCGACCGUCGGCCGCUCAACAUUUACGAGGAGCCGCACCCGACAAAUGGAGCCUGUCAAAAAAGGGCUGACAAGAGGGGGAAGGCCCGAGCCAAGAGCUGGCAGAAGAAGAAGAGUAAGAGAGCAGAGCCCGAACCAGAACCUGAGACCCCCACCAACUCUGGCCCCAGUAUCACCGCUUCAAGUUUUGACACCAUCCUGAAUCAGGUGGCGGUUCAGAGGAAGCGUCACUUUGUUGAGCGGGUGCUGAGCUACUGGGUGCAGAAGAGGCAGUCGAGGAACAAUGUGCCACUGAUCCGCCGGCUACAGGCCAACCCUCAGCCACCCAAAGUCAAGCAGAUGGACCGCGCGGAGACGAACCAGGCACUGAAGGAGCAGCUGAAGGAGUGGCACCGCCUCCGCCACGACCUGGAGCGAGCUCGCCUCUUGCUGGAGCUCAUCAGGAAGAGAGAGAAGCUGAAGAGGGAAGAGUUGAAGCAGCAGCAGUCGGUGCUGGAGGUCCAGCUGACACCCUUCAACAUCCUGCUGAGAGCGGUGCUCAGUCAGCUGCAGGAAAAAGACCAGUACAGUAUCUUCGCUCAGCCCGUCAACAGCAAGGAGGUUCCUGACUACCUGGACCACAUCAAGAACCCCAUGGACUUCUCCACCAUGAGGAAACGCAUCGACACUCACGAAUACAGGAGCCUGGAGGCGUUUGAGGAUGACUUUGACCUCAUCAUUGCCAACUGCAUGUCGUACAAUGCCAAGGACACGUUUUUCUACAAGGCAGCUCAGCGGAUGCAGGACCACGGAGGAGUCAUCCUCCGCAGGGCCCGCAGAGAGGCUGACAGAAUCGGCUUCGACUUUCCUAGCGGGUUGCAUCUGCCCGAAGCCCCAAAAUUGGAGUCACCGCCCCCCUUCUCCUGGGAGGACGUGGACCGUCUGCUGAGCCCCUCCUACCGUCAGCUGACUCCUCUGGAGGAUCAGCUGAAGGAGCUGCUGGAGAAGCUGGACCUUAGCACAGCCAUGAAGCACAGCCCGUCCCGAAGCAAGAGGCUCAAACUGCUGAAGAAGACUAUUAUGGAGGUCCGCAGCGAAAUGAGCCUGAAAAAGACCCUCCCAACACCCUCGCCUGACCUGACCCCCGUCAAGUCAAUGGAGGAACCACUACCUGAACCCCUGGCAGAGCCCUGUGCGCCACAUGGUGAUGAGUCUUUACCUCCGGCAACAUUAGAGCUGUUAACCUCACUGUCGCAGCUCGACACCUCGCCCAGUGACUCGGGGCCGCCCCCUCUGAAGACCGUUAAACCCAACAUGGACCAUACUCCCAUGGAGCUUGAUGGUGACACCGACACGUCUACCUCAGUGCCCCCGGACACCCCCAAUGGGCACAUCCCAGACCCUCUGCUCCUCAACGGCAGCCUCCACAGCGAAGCCUCUGGUCCCUGCAACCGUCGGACCAACACCCUCUUCCGCAAGUCCAAGAGUGCCAGCCCCCAGAAACCACCCAAGACCCAAGAGGCAUCUCCUGUGUCGCCGCAGCCGCCCCUGGGCGCCAAAACCUUCCUGUCAGUGGUCAUCCCGCGACUGGAGACGCUCCUCCUGCCGAAGAAAAGAACACGCAGCAGCAGUGCCGAAGGCGAGGAGGAGGAUGAGGAGUCGCCAAUAAAACGACUUGGCACAGGAAUAGCAAACGGUUUUGUGGUGGAGGAGGAGGAAAUAUCACCGUCACCUCGUCUGCUGGAGCCUCGCCGGCGCUGUGCGUCCGAGUCAAGCAUCUCCUCCAGCGGAAGCGUCCUCUGCAGCACGAGCUUUUCCCUUGUUUCUUUCAGCACCGUCAUUGUGUCUAAAAGUGGUAAAGGGCGACCACCGGCGGCUCGACGGAGCACCGUGGAUGACAAAAGCACUCUGAUGACCUGUAUAGAGAACGGAGAGUUCACCAAAGCUGCCAAGAUCUCUUCAGAGGUGUGGAAGCCCACCGCUGCUUCUCCAUUUGUUCUGGAGCCUCUUAAACUAGUUUGGGCUAAAUGUAGUGGAUAUCCCUCCUACCCCGCCCUGAUCAUGGACCCCAGAGCGCGGAGGACAGCGUGUCAGCGCAACGGGGUGGAGCUUCCCCAGCCGCCGCAGGACGUUCUCAGAAUCGGAGAGCGGAUGCAGUUCAGGUCCGCAGAGAAACUCUUCCUCGUCCACUUCUUCGACAGCAAGCGCAGCUGGCAAUGGCUUCCUAGAUCCAAGAUGGCUCCCUUUGGGAUCAACCAGAUGCUCGACAAAAUCAAGCUGACGGAGGCUCGCUCCUCCUGCAUCCGAAAAGCUGUGCGGCUCGCAUUCGACCGAGCCAUGAACCACCUGAACCGUGUCAGUGGCGAGCUGGAACCGAGCACCGGCCUCACCGUCACGGACUGAACCCCACCCCCCUCCAAAACCCCUACUCCAACCUCCACCACCUUUUGAAAUCCUCCCAUCAUUCAUCUCUCCCCUUUUUGUCUUUUCAGCUUUUUGUUUUAAACACCGUCACAGCAGAGACGCUCAGUUUCUGCCUCAUACGCACAACAAACACACACACACACACACACACACACUUAUGUUUACCAUUUCCUCAAACUGGAAUCGUAUCAUCUCCCUACACAUCUGUCCCCCCUGUCCGAAAUACUGUAGCUUGUGACGGCCAUCUUGUUUUGUCAAAGAGCUAUGCAACAAAAUCGACUCGGUUAGCGGGUGCAAAAAGUUGAAAGAAAAAAAAAUCUAACUUUGGCUGUGAGGACCGAAAAAUCAUGGGUCUAAACCUGUUGAAUGUGUCAGAGUUUGACCUCUGACCUCCUUAAAUGUGCUGCAAGACUGCUGCAACAGUCUCACUAACACGAAAAAAUGUCCAUCGGUGUGCGUGUGACUGCAGCAGCUCCUGUAAAUAUCCUGUACAAGGCCUGACACUAAUUUAUUCACUCCCUCAGUUGGUUUUGGUACAUGGUGUUCAGAUAUUUAUACCGUUGGAGGUGAUGAUCCACGUCGUCGCCGGCACUGAUGGUGUCGGUCUUUCUGCUGGUGCUAUCUCUACAAAGAGAAAAAAUAAACAUGCAUACUGUAAUGAACAUUUUUAUUUCAGCUCCUUUUUUUACAGUUUUUGUAAGUUAUUGAGUUCUCAAGCUUCAAGUUCUCUCGUCUCUGGCAUUAAUUUUUUUGUUUUUGUUUGUGUGUUUGCAUCUUUUUUUUUUUAUUUUUUUUUUUACCUGAAUGUUUUUACUGGACUACUUUUUUGUUUGUACAUAUUUAUAUAAAAUCUAUAUAGAUGCUCUCAAAAGUUUAAAAUGCCUAAAGUGCAUCAUUCACACCGAAACCAAAAAAUCUGCUGCCCACAAGUUCCCACUAAUGUGUUUUUUUUUCUUUUCUUUUCUUUUUUUUUUACAGUUAAGUUGCAUUUUCCAGGUUUUCAGCCUUUUUUUUGUUUGUGUGCUGUGAUGAGUUCAAGUCUUCUGUAAAAUGUCACAGAAUCAUCUUUUCCACCUGAACUGAACUACAGUCAGCUGUAGGAGAGAAGAAAAUGUGCCUGUACUAAUUUAUUGUAAAGGAGAAAAUGUAUAUGCAUUACUUUAUAGAGAGAGUAUUGUAAGAAAAUACUACGGGCACACGAGGAGCCAUAUGUAGAGGCCCUUCCUCUUCUGUUGUUUUGUGAGUUUUUUUAUUUUUUGGAUUAAUAGCAUUAAAUCUGAGAGGUGAGGUGAUAGUGUUUGAUGUGUUAUUUUUGGCAGGGUAGCAAUGGGUAGACUUCCUGUUUUGUUUGGCCCCUCUGGAUGUGGAUGUUGUGUGUAAAUAGAUUUGGUACUUUAGCUGAUUCUCUGGGAAAAACCACAGUUAUAGCCAACGGGAGCGGAAACCAGCCGACCGGCCGGUGGGAUUUUUAUACUAAAAACACUGAAAAAUUAAAAUAUGUUAUUGAAUCACUGA